Molecule: messenger RNA, 4180 nt
Organism: Thamnophis sirtalis
Lineage: Eukaryota; Metazoa; Chordata; Lepidosauria; Squamata; Natricidae
Source: RefSeq, a predicted model, not a curated record
GACUUGCUGCGGGCCUGGAAUUUCACCACCUUCCCGCCAACCGUUAAAGAGACGGUCACCUCCACCCCGGCCCAGCCCAGCAUCGUCCACGAACCCAUCAGGUGCACCUGCUCCAUGCAGGGCACCGGCUUCUCCUGCCCCAGCGGGGUGGGGGGCCACCCUCCCCAGAUGAAGGUGGUGACGGGGGACAUUCUGGUGGACAUCACGGGGCGCAACGUCUCCGAGUAUCUGCUCUACACAUCGGACCGCUUUCGGCUGCACAGGUAUGGAGCGGUGACCUUCGGCAACAUCCAGAGAUCCAUCCCAGCCUCUUUUGGGGAAAACGCACCUCCGAUGCUCCGGAAAAUUGCUGUCCGCAACACGGCCCAGGUGUACUAUAACAACAAAGGAUACCACAGCAUGCCCACCUACCUCAACGCCCUCAACAAUGCCAUCCUCCGUGCCAACCUGCCCAGCAGCAGGGGCAACCGCGCAGCCUAUGGCAUCACUCUGACCAACCAUCCUAUGAACAAGACCAGCGCCAGCCUUUCUCUGGAUUACCUCCUGCAAGGUACUGAUGUGGUCAUCGCCAUCUUCAUUAUCGUGGCCAUGUCCUUCGUGCCGGCCAGCUUUGUGGUCUUUCUGGUGGCUGAGAAGUCCAUCAAAGCGAAACACCUCCAGUUCGUCAGCGGCUGCGACCCUGUCAUCUACUGGCUGGCCAACUACGUCUGGGACAUGCUCAACUACCUGGUCCCAGCCACUUGCUGCAUCAUUAUUCUCUUCGUCUUCGACCUGCCAGCUUACACCUCUCCCACCAACUUCCCUGCAGUGCUGGCCCUCUUCCUGCUCUACGGGUGGUCCAUGACGCCCAUCAUGUACCCAGCCUCCUUCUGGUUCGAGGUGCCCAGCUCGGCCUACGUCUUCCUCAUCGUCAUCAACCUCUUCAUCGGCAUCACGGCCACCGUGGCCACGUUCCUCCUGCAGCUCUUUGAGCACGACAAGGACCUGAAGGUGGUAAACAGCUACUUGAAAAGCUGUUUCUUGAUUUUCCCCAACUACAACCUGGGCCACGGACUCAUGGAGAUGGCUUACAAUGAGUACAUCAACGAAUACUACGCAAAGAUCGGGCAAUUUGAUAAGAUUAAGUCUCCCUUUGAGUGGGACAUCGUGACCCGGGCGUUAGUUGCCAUGACAGUGGAAGGCUUCGUCGGCUUCUUCAUCACCAUCAUGUGCCAGUACAACUUUCUCCGAAAACCACAGCGUUUCCCCGUGUCCACGAAACCCAUUGAAGAUGAUGUGGACGUGGCCACCGAGCGGCAACGAGUUCUGCGUGGGGAUGCCGACAAUGACAUGCUCAAGAUUGAGAACCUCACCAAGGUGUACAAAUCGCGCAGGAUUGGGCGCAUCCUGGCCGUGGACCGGCUGUGCAUGGGCGUCCGGCCGGGGGAGUGCUUUGGCUUGUUGGGCGUCAACGGGGCAGGGAAGACCACCACCUUCAAGAUGCUGACGGGGGACGAGAUCACCACCAACGGCGAGGCCUUCAUUAACGGGCACAGCAUCCUGAAGGAGCUUCUGCAGGUCCAGCAGAGUCUGGGAUACUGUCCGCAGUUCGACGCCCUUUUUGACGAGCUGACGGCGCAGGAGCACCUGGAGCUCUACACCCGGCUGCGUGGCAUCCCGUGGAAGGAUGAGGAGCGGGUGGUCAAGUGGGCGCUGAAGAAGCUAGAGUUAGAUAAAUGCGCCAACAAGCCCGCCAGCACCUUUAGCGGCGGCAACAAGAGGAAGCUGUCCACCGCCAUUGCGCUGAUCGGCUACCCCGCCUUCAUUUUCCUGGAUGAGCCCACCACGGGCAUGGACCCAAAGGCUCGGCGCUUCCUCUGGAACCUUAUCUUGGACAUCAUCAAGACGGGCCGCUCUGUGGUCCUGACCUCACACAGCAUGGAGGAGUGUGAAGCCCUCUGCACACGGCUGGCCAUUAUGGUGAACGGGCGACUCAAGUGCCUGGGCAGCAUCCAGCACCUGAAGAACCGGUUUGGGGACGGCUACAUGAUCACCGUCAGGACCAAGUCCAGCCUAAACGUGAAGGAGGUGGCGCAGUUCUUCAGCCGGAACUUCCCGGAGGCCGUCCUCAAGGAGAGGCACCACACCAAGGUCCAGUACCAGCUGAAGUCGGAGCACAUCUCUCUGGCCCAGGUCUUCAGCAAGAUGGAGCAGGUGGUGGACGUCCUGGGCAUCGAGGACUACUCCGUCAGCCAGACCACGCUGGACAAUGUGUUUGUGAAUUUUGCCAAGAAGCAGAGCGACAACCUGGAGCAGCAGGAGAGCCUCCCGCCCUGCCCCAUAGACUCCCCUCUGCAGCGCCUCCUCAGCCUCCUGCGGCCCCGGGGGGCCCCGACAGAGCUGCGCACCAUGGUGGGGGAGGAGCCCGAAGAUCUGGAAACGGAUGAUGAGGGGCUGAUCAGCUUUGAGGAGGAGAGGGCCCAGCUCUCCUUCAACACGGACACCCUCUGCUGAAAACGGAGGGGACGCAGCCCCCUCCCUUGGCUGGGCAGCCCCUCGCCCCUUCCCGCUUGGUGGCUGCCAUCCUCUCUGCCCAGCGAGUGAGCGGGACGUCCUGAAGGCACCGAGAGGAGGCAUUGCCUGAGCCUUUGACCUGGGUGGCCCCCCAGGAUGGAGGGGGCCCUAUGCUGUUUUGUAGACGGCCAAGGACCGGACACAGCGCAGUCUGGCUGGUUGAGAAGACGUGGGGCGGGGCGCUGAUGCAGAGGAGGAACAGCGGCCUCCGUACCCCACUGGAACCCCACAGUUUGGGACAUUCGUCCUGGGAGAGACUGCGCUCUGCUGUGCCCCACUGCCUCUCCUGCCGCCCUGGGCCAGAUCUGACUGCGGGGGGCAGCUUGCCGUGCUGGAGUGGAUAGCUGGGCACCGUCAGCCUUUCCGGCCAAAGGGAAGCAAGAACGCUGAGGGGGGGGGGGGUAGAUCCUCCUGGACAAGUCUGGAGAUUGCGCCUCCCUCCGUCCUCUUUGCCCCUCCCCCCUCUCUCUCAGCCCAGGAACCAAAGCCCCCUGCCAGCUGCAUGAAGGCUCCGGAAGGGCUGGGCAUCUGAGCCAGCCUCCCCCCACUCAACCCAAAAGCAGCUCAAGGAAGCGCCUCUGUCUCCUCUAACCAGGCCUGGAGCUUUUUGCUUCCGGAUCUCCUUUUUAAAGCCUCAAGUAACACGCCCGGGCUGAGAGCCCCCCCCCUCCCUUCGGCUGUGGGGCAGGAGCUCCCCACUCUUCUGCUUGCGCCCUAACCUGGCAUGGCAUUAAUCGGAGGCCUCCGGUGGGAUCGCCAGGGUCUCUCAGGAGCUCUCAUUGCACAACGAGUCGCUGCCAGAGGAGAUGCCCUUCCAAGGGGAGCCAGGAGGGUCCCCUCCAGCGGCAUCUGGAAUUGCCCCAGAUGUGUGGGACUCUAGAUCCCGAUGUCCCAGCUGGUGGCUUGGGAAGAUUUAGUCUGAAAUGCAAGAAAUCCAGUCCAUGGUGCACCCCAUCCGUUCCUGGUGGGGAACGGCAAGCCCCCCCCCCACGCGCCGCUGCGGCACUUGCCCUCUUCUCCCUCCCCCAGCUGUGCACCGACCAGCAGAGAAGCCAAGAGGCCAGCAGGGGCUCCCCCAAAUGAAGAGGAGGGGGUGCUGGAAGACCUGGAGGUCUUUGGGACCAGAGCGAGGAUGGCAGCUUCUUUGCACGGAAGGAGUGUAAAUUGAAUUUGGAGGAAGGGGACAGUUUUAGACAGAGAUUGCAUCGGUUUAUUUUCGGCUUUGCAAGCACAAUGUUUUCUUUUAAAUUUAUUGGAGCGUCGGGGAGGGGUUUGGAGCCUAGGCAGGGUGUGAAACUGAUGGGAACUGUGCUGGGCUCUCUCCCCCCACAACAGCCGUGGGGUUCUGCCGGUCCCCUCUCUGGAAAUGGGCCCCGGACAUCCGGCACAAAGGGAGGCAUCAGGCCGCCUGCAAAGAGAAGCCGGCUUGGAGGACUCUCUGGCGAGCCCUCUUGCCCGGGGUCUGCUCGGCCCCUCCGGCCCUCCUCUCUGCCCCGAGCCCUGGCUGGGGGUGCUGAGCCCCCCCUUGGGGCAGCUUGCUCUCUUUGCAAAGAGCCUGUACAUUGCUAGAACCGGAAAAGCCAAUGUGAAAAGUAAUUAUUGUUUUAAUAAAAAAGUGAGAAUAACC